This is a messenger RNA of Pseudogymnoascus verrucosus, 1251 nucleotides long. RefSeq lists its product as uncharacterized. NCBI's taxonomy places the organism in Eukaryota, Fungi, Ascomycota, Leotiomycetes, Thelebolales, Thelebolaceae. The transcript has a single exon. The record is from RefSeq and is a predicted model, not a curated record. The coding region runs from base 1 to 1251 and encodes 416 amino acids.
AUGACCAAACCUACUCCUCGGCCAGAUGAUGGAUAUUCCCUAUAUGUGUCCGACCCCACCCCAUCAUUCCCGCUCGAGCGUAUCAGAAAACAAGACGAAGAAAUCCAAAUACCACCCACCUCCCCAACACCACGCCGAUCCCGCCCCGACCUUACCCUGAAAAUCCUCUCAAUCCGCCUUGCAAUCCUCAUAGGCUGUGCCAUCACCGGAGGAAGCACAUACGCACUCGCCCGUGACGUCCAACGCAGCAUCGAAACCUCUCGUGGUGCUAUGAAUUCUAGAGAUUACAAGCACUGGAUGCAUAUAGCCCGAACCACUGUCUACGAUGCCUGCUACCACGGCUGUAGAAACUGUAAUAACCCCAACUACGCCUACGACGCCUGUGCCAGGACUGCAGAGGUCAACGUCACGGGGGUCAUAUGCGACGGAAACGUGAUGUGGAAUUGGAAGGAUAGAUACCCGGCAGCGUGCCUAAAGGCUGUGGGGGAAAUCUGCAAGAAAGACAUGUUCAGAAGCGCUAGACGCGAUCAUUUGAAAAAGUUUGCCUAUAUAGUCCUCACCGUCCUCGCUGACGUCGUUUUUGGAUUCCUCACAUACGGUAUAUUCUGGUGUUGGAUCGGCCAAUACAGAAAGCACAGAGCGGUAAAGGCGCGCCAGAGAAGCGCUGUUUGGCCGAGAGAGAAUGGAUAUGGAUAUGAUCAGCCCCCUCCACCGCCAUCAACAAUGUGGGAAAGCGGGACUGAAAAGACACCCACGCCAUCGAAAACGGGGGUAGCGCCGCCCCUGAAGGCGUCGAAGAAGACGACGGGGCGGCGCAGUCUCAGUUGGGGACAGUUAUCGAUCGCGGCGCUCGCGACGCUGCCAGGAAAGACUGCUGCGUAUCCCUGCACGGGCUACGACGAUGUCGCUAACCAGUACUUUGUCGAUGCUAACCAGAGUACCUUUGGUGUAGUGAGUGGCUGGAUGUCGAAUUGCUACAAGUACAGACGCCGUAGUGGCAAGCACUGGCCCACUCACACUAGGAGAAAUGUGGCUCCGCUAGACUAUGUCAAUGAAAUUCUACCGAGUGUUGUGGGAUGCGGGUUUGAACUGGUUGAGGCGGUGGAGGGGGACACGAAUUUGAGGAUUGCGAAUCCGUUGAUUGAGAAGGAGUGGAGGGUUAUGAUUAGGGUGAAUGGGUAUAACCUAACUUCGAGCACGGAAACGGACCAGUCGAUUCAGUGUUUACAUGAUAUCAGUAAGAGCAAGUAA